Messenger RNA from Mytilus californianus (California mussel), 1548 nucleotides. RefSeq names its product probable proline iminopeptidase. Gene Ontology annotation, molecular function: aminopeptidase activity. The record is from RefSeq and is a predicted model, not a curated record. The transcript is spliced from 8 exons. Bases 154 to 1110 code for a protein of 318 amino acids. Gene Ontology annotation, biological process: proteolysis. Lineage: Eukaryota; Metazoa; Mollusca; Bivalvia; Mytilida; Mytilidae. Gene Ontology annotation, cellular component: cytoplasm.
CGGGAAUGACCGAGUAGGUACGGUUGGGCUAGAAAUUGCGAUACAUGUAUCUUUAAUAUCCGACAAGAGUGGGAGGCAGAUAAAGUGAAAGUAUAGAUUAGAAGAAAACAGGGGCAGUCGACUGACAUUUUCCAUUCUUGAAUAGUAUUUGACAUGGCAGACAAAAGAGAUCUUUUUCCAGAGAUAGAACCUUAUGACACAGGGGUGUUAAAGGUAUCAGACUUACAUUCCAUCUAUUAUGAACAGAGUGGUAACAAGAAUGGAAACCCAGUUGUUUUCAUUCAUGGUGGUCCUGGUGGGGGUACAAGUCCUAGAGACAGACGAUUUUUUGAUCCAGAAGCUUACAGAAUAAUCCUGUUUGAUCAGAGAGGAGCAGGAAAGUCUCUUCCAGCAUAUGAACUUAGGGAAAAUACAACAUGGGAUCUGGUGGAUGACAUUGAAAAACUAAGACAACAUCUAAAAAUAGAUAAAUGGGUUGUGUUUGGAGGAAGUUGGGGAUCUACGUUAGGACUAGCAUACUCCGAGACACACCCUGAUAAAGUGAAAGCUGUUAUUUUAAGAGGGAUUUUUACUUGUCGCAGGAGAGAACUACUAUGGUUCUACCAGGAUGGAUGCAGUUUAAUAUAUCCGGACAAAUUUGAAGCCUACAAAGACCAUAUUCCUGAGGUUGAACAAGGAGAUUUGAUAAGUGCCUACUAUAGACGUCUAACAAGUGAAGAUGAAAAAACAAGACUUUCUGCUGCUAGGGCAUGGAGUACUUGGGAAAUGAUCACAUCAAGAAUGUUUAUUGAUGAUGAAUUAGUGCAGAAAGCAGAAAAGGACACCUGGUGUUUACAGUUUGCCAGAAUUGAAUGCCAUUAUUUUGUUCAUGGUAUUUUCAUGAAGUCUGAGUCACAGUUAUUAGACAAUGCAGAUAAAUUAAGCAACAUUCCUGUUACAAUAAUUCAAGGUCGUUAUGACGUAAUUUGUCCUGUAGAAACAGCAUGGCUACUACACAAGAAAUUGCCACAUGCUGACUUCCACAUAGUUCAGGAUGCUGGUCAUUCAACCAAGGAAGAAGGAAUUCAGUCACAGUUGAUUGGAGCUACACAAAAAUAUAAACAUUUAUAAUUAUUUAUGUUUAUCAUGUUCAUAGGAUAUGAGAAAUUUCUUUUGAACUUCCUUAACAAUGCUUAUACAAGCCAAUAAACAGAAAAUAUUUAUAAAAGUUAUAGUUGAAUGAUUUUUAAUCAGAUAAACCAGUGAUUGAAAUGAAUUUUAAUGUACAUUUGAUCAAGUAUGAAUAUCUAGUUUUCACAUAAUUAAGCAAUACCGAUGUUUCAUUGAUGUUUAAAUUUGCUACAGGACAUUCAGAUAUAUAAAGAACUAUUAAUUAAUGGACAAAUUUAAUUCAACUUAACCCGUAGCAGACAGGCAUUUGGAAAUCUGAUAAACAGAAACUUUGCUGAAGGAGAACAUAAUUAUUUUCAAUGAUUGUGAUAAAUAAUUACAAAAUCUUCAAUUAUGAAUCAAUGCAGCCUUACAUUCCAAUAAAUCAAUAAAGCCUUA